Molecule: messenger RNA, 7359 nt
Organism: Microcebus murinus (gray mouse lemur)
Lineage: Eukaryota; Metazoa; Chordata; Mammalia; Primates; Cheirogaleidae
Source: RefSeq, a predicted model, not a curated record
GAGACGGAGUCUUGCUCUUGCUCAGGCUGAUUUCGAACUCCAGACCUUGAGCGAUCUGCCCGCCUGGCCCCACUGAUUCUUGGUGUGCCGAGUUCUGCAGAUCUUACCUUCAGCCUGCUAACCUAGUACUCUCAUCUGUUAAGGUUCUCCAUCUGCUUGACCCAGAAGAACCUGAGUACAGCUAAAAGUCCUAGAUCCAGGACUUUUGGCACAGUGAUUGUUUCAUAAAUGAUUAUGUUUGUCAGUUAGUGACCUCUCUGCUUAAGUAGAGUUUACAGUUACCUGUGUUAUAUCAUCCUUCCUGGGUAUAGGUUCAGCCUACAUUUCCUCAUGAGCCAGGUUCUCUCUGCCUUUGUUUACCCUCUUGGCAGUUGGAUUAAAGAAGUGUUUUUGCUUUUGAGGUUGGGAGGGAGAGAGUAUCAGAAUUAUAUAUUAUUUAUAUGGUUUUAAUUCCUCUGUAGCCUAGGGCCUAGAUGAGUUUCAGCUUUUCAUUCCAGCCAUCUGACUCUUGCUUUCUAAGAAAGCACAUGAGUAUGAGUUUGACUUGAAUUAGUAAAAACUUUGGGCCCUAAUCAGUAGAUAUGGGUAUAAUUUGCAAAGAUUGAUAGGAAGGAGUGUGGCUAAUUCAACAAUGAAUUUAAAUAAUUCUCAGAUAUUGAACAUUUGUGUGUAGUUCAUCAGAUUGCGUGUGCUUACCAAAAAGCUACUUUCAGUAAUAAAUAAAUGUUAACUCUAUCAUUAAUAGGUCAUUGAGCUUUCCCUCAAGCUGUUUUAGAAUUCAGAAAGUUUUUGACUCUUUCCAUGUAAUUUUGUUUUUUUUUUUUUACAUAAUGAAACCAAGGGCCAAAGAAUUCCUUUUGGAAUAACAUUUUCUUAGAAACUGCUAUUCUUACUACUAGAUCCAAUUCACAAGUAUAAUAAUUAUUUUGCAUAAAAUACUCCAUCUUCCCUCUUAAUGUUUCGCUUCCUCUUCUAUGUCCCACUGCCCAAGGGGUCUGCCAAGACUUUUGGUUGCUAGUGACAUGAAACAGAGCAGGAAUGAUAAUGUGUUUGCUCUUGCAUCUGAAAAGGCAGAGGUGUCAGUGCUGCCCUUCAAGCACCUCUGAAUUAAAGGCCUUAAACCAUAUUAAAUGAUACCAGUAGGAGUCUUUAUGUCCCUCUGCUUUCUUCAAGUGGUGGCAGGUUCUGACGCUCCUUUUCAGCCUCACUGUUAGCCCUGUUUGGGGCACAUGUCCAACUCUGCUGAUCAGUAUCUACAGAGAUGAAAUAGUAUUGGUCAGCCUGAGUCAUGUACACUCAGCUGUAAUGGAGGAGAGGGACCUCCUAACUUGACAGCACAUCAUUUGUGGUGUGGGGUGUGCGGAGUUUCCAAGAGGAGGUUAAAUUAAACCCUACUGACUGAGGGUCUGAUGCGUGUGCUCUAGGCCCAGACCAAUAGAACCAAGGGGGAAGAACUGUGUCUUAUUCGUCUCUCUGUUCCCAGCACAGCGGCUGAUAAAGUGUAGGCUUUCCCAAAAUGAUUGAUGAACAGAUGAACAAUGGUAUGGUUCUAUUAAAUUGGAUAUUUUCUCUUUUUUGUAUGCCAUGAGCUAAGAGAAUUGACUGAAAGGAGCUCUCCUUGGUAUAGGAAUAAUGAUGCUGAUCUGGUAAAAAGAGCCAUCCUGAUAAUCAAGGAGGCCAAAGAGAAAGAAUCAACUACCAAGGGGCAAAUCUAGGGAGAAAGUAAGCCCAGUUCUAGAAUAAUUUUUGGCAUCGUCCUCCCUAAGAGUAAAGGUUGUAAAUAUUUUAUUUUAGCUCUCUUUGCUUUCAAAAGUGAGGAAAGAGCCCUUAAUUAACUUGGGCAGAGGCAAUUUCUUACCUAUUCUGUUCCCAUCCCUCAGUCACUUAAGUAUGGGCUCCUUGUCCAAAUUUCUAAUUUAGAGGGGUUUUAAAGGUGGGAAAGGAGGCCUGGAGUACUUCUUGUAAAGGUUUUUAAAUGAGAACCAAAUAGAUAACAUUAACAAACUCCUCCUAACCAGCUUGUUGAUUUGAAUUUACAUUUCUUAACAGCAAGCAGUAGGCUAAAAGAAAAACAGGGCCCUUGAGUUCUUACCUGUGAUAAUUCUAGCAUUGACUGGUUGGUAGAGUUUGAUAGAGACUUUCUCUCAAGGAAUUGUUUAGCUUGAAAAAUACUUUUCUUCUUGAGAAAAGCUCAAGUAGUAUAUACAAGAAAUGGUAACAGUGGCUGCUUCUAGGCAGGGGAGCUGCGUGGCUGGAGGAGAGGAGUUGGAGGGAGGCCUUCUUUGCUUAUAUUCCUAUACUGUGUGUUUGGCUUAUCAACUUUUAAAAAGUGUUUAAAGCAAAAAAACCAGAAUAAUCUUUGUAAAUGCUUUCAAGUUUGCUAACACAUAUGACAGUGAUGCUGAAAAGGAGAGUCAGAACCUGCCACCACGUGUUAUUCAAGCUCGAGAUAGACAAAAUCUUAGAAAUGGCCUCUAUAAACAAAUACAUGGAGGGUACCUCCAUCUGGUGAAAGGGACAGAUUAUAGAACUCCCAGUGUUAUUAGAAAUGAGAAAUCUGCUUAUGAAGACAUUUAUACUCUUAACUCACAACAUUCUACAUCUUUCAAUGUAAACAUUAAAAUAGAUUACUCCUAGUUGCUAAGCAUGGAACAAAAAAACAUUUUUAGGUAUAGCAUUUCCCAUUAAGCAGUGUCACUAUUGUGUUUGUCUCUUAAAUUCAGUCAAAAUAAGUAAACCUGGACUGACUUUUAUGAAUUUUAAGUUUCUUAAAACUGAACUCCCUAAUGAGCAUACUCACUUUUUCAGAACUAUGGGUGGAUCAAUUGGGUACCUACCAGGCAGUGAGGUACUUCGUCUGGAUGCCUUAAAAGGACUGUGUUGGCUGUAAACUUUGAUACUUCAUGUAGGAUCUUUUGAGACUUCUAAGUUCUGGUAAUAUCCAGAUUCAGAAUUUCUAGGAGUUAUUGUUUGAUUUGAAACUAUGUUCCAACUUCCUGUCAACAAUCUUGGCAGUUUAAGAAAAGCCCGGAAAACUGUGAAAAAAAUACUUAGUGACAUUGGGUUGGAAUACUGUAAAGAACAUAUAGAAGAUUUUAAACAGUUUGAACCUAACGACUUUUAUUUGAAAAACACUACAUGGGAGGAUGUAGGACUAUGGGACCCUUCACUUACAAAAAACCAGGACUAUCGGACAAAACCUUUUUGCUGCAGUGCUUGUCCAUUUUCCUCAAAAUUUUUCUCUGCCUACAAAAGUCAUUUCCGGAAUGUCCAUAGUGAAGACUUUGAAAAUAGGAUUCUCCUUAAUUGCCCCUACUGUACCUUCAAUGCAGACAAAAAGACUUUGGAAACACACAUUAAAAUAUUUCAUGCUCCAAACGCCAGCGCACCAAGUAGCAGCCUCAGCACUUUCAAAGAUAAAAACAAAAAUGAUGGCCUUAAACCUAAGCAGGCUGACAGUGUAGAGCAAGCUGUUUAUUACUGUAAGAAGUGCACUUAUCGAGAUCCUCUUUAUGAAAUAGUUAGGAAGCACAUUUACAGGGAACAUUUUCAGCAUGUGGCAGCACCUUACAUAGCAAAGGCAGGAGAAAAAUCACUCAAUGGGGCAGUCCCCUUAGGCUCCAAUGCCCGGGAAGAGAGUAGUAUUCAUUGCAAGCGAUGCCUUUUCAUGCCAAAGUCCUAUGAAGCUUUGGUACAGCAUGUCAUCGAAGACCAUGAACGCAUAGGCUAUCAGGUCACUGCCAUGAUUGGGCACACAAAUGUGGUGGUUCCCCGAUCCAAACCUUUGAUGCUAAUUGCUCCCAAACCUCAAGAGAAGAAGGGUAUGGGACUCCCACCAAGAAUUAGUUCCCUUGCUUCUGGAAACGUCCGGUCUUUACCAUCACAGCAGAUGGUUAAUCGACUCUCAAUACCAAAGCCUAACUUAAAUUCUACAGGAGUCAACAUGAUGUCUAAUGUCCACCUACAGCAGAACAACUAUGGGGUCAAAUCUGUAGGCCAGGGUUAUGGUGUUGGUCAGUCGAUGAGACUGAGUCUAGGCGGCAACGCUCCAGUGUCCAUCCCUCAACAAUCUCAGUCUGUGAAGCAGUUACUUCCAAGUGGAAAUGGAAGAUCUUAUGGGCUUGGGUCAGAGCAGAGGUCCCAGGCACCAGCACGAUACUCCCUGCAGUCUGCUAAUGCUUCCUCUCUCUCAUCAGGCCAGCUAAAAUCUCCUUCCCUCUCCCAGUCCCAGGCAUCCAGAGUGCUAGGUCAGUCCAGUUCUAAGCCUCCUGCAGCUGCCACAGGCCCACCCCCAGCCAACACUUCCUCAACUCAGAAGUGGAAAAUAUGUACAAUCUGUAAUGAGCUUUUUCCUGAAAAUGUCUACAGUGUGCACUUCGAAAAAGAACAUAAAGCUGAGAAAGUCCCAGCAGUAGCCAACUACAUUAUGAAGAUACACAAUUUCACUAGCAAAUGCCUUUACUGCAAUCGCUAUUUGCCCACAGAUACGCUGCUCAACCAUAUGUUAAUUCAUGGUCUGUCUUGUCCAUAUUGCCGUUCAACUUUCAACGAUGUGGAAAAGAUGGCUGCACACAUGCGGAUGGUUCACAUUGAUGAAGAGAUGGGACCUAAAACAGAUUCCACUUUGAGUUUUGAUUUGACAUUGCAGCAGGGUAGUCACACUAACAUCCAUCUCUUGGUGACCACAUACAACUUGAGGGAUGCCCCGGCUGAAUCUGUUGCUUACCAUGCCCAGAAUAAUCCUCCUGUUCCUCCAAAGCCACAGCCAAAAGUUCAGGAAAAGGCAGAUAUCCCUGUUAAAAGUUCACCUCAAGCUGCAGUGCCCUAUAAAAAAGAUGUUGGGAAAACCCUUUGCCCUCUUUGCUUUUCAAUCCUAAAAGGACCCAUAUCUGAUGCACUUGCACAUCACUUACGAGAGAGACACCAAGUUAUUCAGACGGUUCAUCCAGUUGAGAAAAAGCUCACCUACAAAUGCAUCCAUUGCCUUGGUGUGUACACUAGCAACAUGACCGCCUCGACUAUCACUCUGCAUCUAGUUCACUGCAGGGGUGUUGGAAAGACCCAAAACGGCCAGGAUAAGACAAAUGCACCCUCUCGGCUUAAUCAGUCUCCAGGCCUGGCACCUGUGAAGCGCACUUACGAGCAAAUGGAAUUUCCCUUACUGAAAAAGCGAAAAUUAGAUGAUGAUAGUGAUUCACCCAGCUUCUUUGAAGAGAAGCCUGAAGAACCUGUUGUUUUAGCUUUAGACCCCAAGGGUCAUGAAGAUGAUUCCUACGAGGCCAGGAAAAGCUUUCUAACAAAGUAUUUCAACAAACAGCCCUAUCCCACCAGGAGAGAAAUCGAGAAGUUAGCUGCCAGUUUGUGGUUGUGGAAGAGUGACAUUGCUUCCCAUUUUAGUAACAAAAGGAAGAAGUGUGUCCGUGAUUGUGAGAAGUACAAACCUGGUGUGUUGCUGGGCUUUAACAUGAAAGAAUUAAAUAAAGUCAAGCAUGAGAUGGAUUUUGAUGCUGAGUGGCUAUUUGAAAAUCAUGAUGAGAAGAAUUCCCGAGUUAAUGCUAGUAAGACUGCUGACAAAAAGCUCAACCUUGGGAAGGAAGAUGAUAGUUCUUCAGACAGUUUUGAAAAUUUGGAAGAAGAAUCCAAUGGAAGUGGUAGCCCUUUUGACCCUGUUUUUGAAGUUGAGCCUAAAAUCCCUGAUGACCCAGAGGAACAUGUCCCAAAGGUAACUCCUGAGGAUCCUUUAGAAUCUGAGGAAAAGCUAGACCAAAAAGAAGAGGAUGGUUCAAAGUAUGAAACUGUUCAUUUGACUGAGGAACCAACCAAACUAAUGCAUGAUGCUUCUGACAGUGAGGUUGAGCAAGAUGAUGUUGUUGAGUGGAAAGAUGGUGCUUCUCCAUCUGAGAGUGGGCCUGGUUCCCAACAAGCAUCAGACUUUGAGGACAAUACAUGUGAAAUGAAACCAGGAACCUGGUCUGAUGAGUCUUCUCAGAGUGAAGAUGCAAGGAGCAGUAAGCCAGCUGCCAAAAAAAAGGCUACCAUGCAAAGUGACAGAGAGCAGUUGAAAUGGAAGAAUAGUUCCUAUGGAAAAGUUGAAGGGUUUUGGUCCAAGGACCAGUCACAGUGGAAGAAUGCAUCUGAGAGUGAUGAGCGCUUAUCUAACCCCCAAAUUGAGUGGCAGAAUAGCACAAUUGACAGUGAGGACGGAGAGCAGUUUGACAACAUGACUGAUGGUGUAGCUGAGCCGAUGCAUGGCAGCUUAGCCGGGGUCAAACUGAGCAGCCAACAGGCAUAAGUGCCGGGGUCCCUGGCAUUAGAGACAUGCUACAGCCUGGAACUGUUCUCCAUUCAGUAUGACUGCAAAGCUAUCUUCUAACUGGUACUGCCUUGUGAGCACUCGUCAGCAGACUGUGGGACAUGUGGCUGCUGCGGUUCCAGUGGUUAUUUCUAAGUCUAUGACACAUGAUUGGCUGAUCUUGCUUCAGAACCUUCUCUGACAGACAUAGUAACUAAAUAUGAAAAACCAAUAAGCUGGUGGCUUAUGAAUGCACACGAGGAAAAGCAGAGGUCUAUUUUAUCUGCCUUUUCAACAUUUCUUUCCCUCUGUAAAAUGUUUGGUUGGCUGUCCUUGAGAAGCGUUACACUGAUUCAGAUGGUAGUAUAGGGCCAACAUACGAGCUACCAGUCCAAUGUGUAUGGUAGACUUUGGGAAUAUCGAUUUUUUUUCCAUGUAUUCAUUCUGAAUAGUUGAAAUGUAUAUUUGUACAGUCUUUUAGACCUAUUCAAGUGAUGCUUAUGAUAUUGUUAUUGUGUGCCCAUCAUAGAUUUGUUUCUUUUUUUAGUGUUGCCCUUGCUGUGUAAUAAACGCUAUAUCUAGUUUACCUAGCAAAAGCUUGAAACUGCGCUAGUAAGGACUUUUGGACAGACUUAGUUUUUGCACAUAACCUUGUACAAUCUUGCAACAGAGGCCAGCCACAUAAGAUAUAUAUCUGGACUCUCUUGUAUUAUAGAAUUUUUCUUGUUCUGAAAAUCCUUGACAUUUCAACUGUCAAAAACUGGUAUUUCAGAUCUGUUUUCUGAAAUCUUUUAAGCUAAAAUCACAUGCAAGAACUGACUUUGCAACUACUAAUUUUGACACCUUUUAGAUCUGUAUAAAAAGUGUGUUGUGUUGAAGCAGCAAACCAAUGAGUGCUGCCUUUUGGAUAUUUAGUUUUAUCUUUAGUUAAACACCACUCUGGUGUAUUCAUUUAUACCAUCUAAUAUAUGACACACUGUUGUAGUAUGUAUAAUUUUGUGAUCUUUAUUUCCCUUUGUAUUCAUUUUAAGCAUCUAAAUAAAUUGCUGUAUUGUGCUUAAUGUAAA